This is a messenger RNA of Symbiodinium sp. CCMP2456, 1494 nucleotides long. Lineage: Eukaryota; Dinophyceae; Suessiales; Symbiodiniaceae. The record is from the annotation of a GenBank genome assembly.
AUGGAGGAAGAUGAUGACGGCAACACGCAAAAGCUGAUCGCGUAUUUGGUGGAACAAGAUGUUAGGAGAUUAGAUGAAACCGGAAAGCGAGACAAAUCUGUCUCCGGGGCGGUGCCUUUGGCUCGACCCGAGCAGGCGGCGCCUCCGGCGAAUUCUGCUCCUUCUUCGUCUUCGGGCAUCAACGGUCACUUGGGAAGAAUCGAAGCAGAUUAUAUUGCCCAAAUGACCAAACUUCGGCUUGAGCUACGCGAAGCAGAACUGACUGAGGAGCGGUUGCGCGAAGAUCGUAACAUUUGGAGGCAAGCAGCUGAACAACAGGAAUUUGACCAGGAAGGUGAUGGAGAAGACGAGAACGAGGAUGGAGAAGAAGUAUCGCCCGCCUGUGCAGAUCCGAAUCAUGAACAGUGGAUAGGCUGGCUUCAACCAGCGUUCCGGCCAAAUCCUGACAUUGAUGGAUUGAACGACUCAGGACACAUCAAGUUCAAGAGCAUUGACGUGAAGCUUGGCGUGGCCAUGACAGCCAUGAUCAAGACUGGCGGAGACAACUCUCAGGACCUCUACUUGAACGUCAGUCGCAAGGCCAACAAACUCAUGCGUGAUCAGUCGAAGAUGAUCAAAGGAAGACAGAUCAUUGCUAUGAUGUAUGAAAGUUUCAGGACUCGUGAUCGACUGGACAUGAUCAAAGCAUACGUCGAAGACGAUGAAGGGUCAGAGUGUUCAUCCGUUGACAGCGAUAUCGACUCGGAUUGUUCUACUGAUGAUGAAGCGGUCGGAGCGACUUUGUCGGCCAAACCGCAGGAGAACAAGCGAGUGUCCUUCGCCAAAGAUUUUAUGAUCGACAUGGUUGCGGAUGACAAGCCUCGCGAUCGACACAUGUACAUUCGUGUUCCAGGCACAGACAAAGUCAAGCAGAUCGUGUUCUUCGAUGGUGAAGAUGAGAUUAUAGAGAUGAAUGGCAAAGUCGAGAGAGAUGGUCUGGCAACCCUUGUCAGUCAGGAGAACGGCGUAUCAUUCCAGACAGCAAAUGGCAUUACCGCAACGGACUUGAUAUCCAACUUCAGGACGAAAUCGUUCGCUGAGACGAUCAACGCAUAUGUUCUCGAAGACACACCGUCAGUUCUUUCGGCGGGAAAGCGACGCGUGCAACAGGGAUAUGGAUUUGUGGGGCCACCUGGCAAGGAUCCGUUUAUGAUCAACCCGGAUGGGAAGCGAAUCUCUCUGUUUGUCCACGGCGACAUUCCUUAUGUCGCGCAGGAAGUCAGAGCCGGGCCACGUGAAGAUGAGGUUGCAACCAGCAUCAAAGCCAUAUUCUACAGCAUCGGUGAGGAUGGAGCAUUGUCCAACGAGAAGAUGCGGAAAGUCCACAUGACAAUGAAGCUGAAGGACCUCCUGAUGAUGAAAUAUCAGCAGAUGAAGCACCUGGUGGGGAAGUACCGUUGGCAGAAGCAGGAAGGCCUCCAGAACCACCUGACGGAAGACGAGAAACUGAUGUAG